Molecule: messenger RNA, 7904 nt
Organism: Neofelis nebulosa (Clouded leopard)
Lineage: Eukaryota; Metazoa; Chordata; Mammalia; Carnivora; Felidae
Gene: ILDR2
Product: immunoglobulin like domain containing receptor 2
Exons: 10
Coding region: 130-2010 (626 amino acids)
Biological process (GO): pancreas development
Cellular component (GO): membrane
Source: RefSeq, a predicted model, not a curated record
CUCUGGACCGGCUGCCUCUCAGCCUCAGCAAAGCAGAGGAGCUAAGGAUGGCGGCUGGGGAGGGGGGAAGCCAAGGAUGAGACGGGGAUUCAGACUCCUCGUUCACAGAGAAGCCGGGAGAGGAAAGCCAUGGCUGACGGCCUUCAAGUCACAGUGCCUGACAAGAAGAAGGUGGCCAUGCUCUUCCAGCCCACCGUGCUUCGCUGCCACUUCUCCACGUCUUCCCAUCAGCCUGCCGUCGUGCAGUGGAAGUUCAAGUCCUACUGCCAGGAUCGCAUGGGGGAAUCCCUGGGCAUGUCCUCUCCCCGGGCCCAGUCUCUCAGCAAAAGAAACUUGGAGUGGGACCCCUACUUGGAUUGUUUAGACAGCAGGAGGACUGUUCGAGUGGUAGCUUCCAAACAGGGCUCGACCGUCACCCUGGGAGACUUCUACAGGGGCAGAGAGAUCACGAUUGUGCAUGAUGCUGAUCUUCAAAUUGGAAAACUCAUGUGGGGAGACAGCGGACUCUAUUACUGUAUUAUCACUACCCCUGAUGACCUGGAGGGCAAAAACGAGGACUCGGCAGAAUUGCUGGUGUUGGGCAGGACAGGGCUGCUUGCUGAUCUCUUGCCCAGUUUUGCUGUGGAGAUUAUGCCAGAGUGGGUGUUUGUUGGCCUGGUGAUCCUGGGAAUCUUCCUCUUCUUCGUCCUGGUGGGGAUCUGCUGGUGCCAGUGCUGCCCUCACAGCUGCUGUUGCUACGUCCGCUGCCCAUGUUGUCCAGAUUCCUGCUGCUGCCCGCAGGCCUUGUAUGAAGCAGGGAAAGCAGCAAAGGCCGGGUACCCUCCCUCUGUCUCCGGUGUCCCCGGCCCUUACUCCAUCCCCUCUGUCCCCUUGGGAGGAGCCCCCUCAUCUGGCAUGCUGAUGGACAAGCCGCAUCCACCUCCCCUGGCACCAAGUGACUCCACUGGAGGAAGCCACAGUGUUCGCAAAGGCUACCGGAUCCAAGCGGACAAAGAGAGAGACUCUAUGAAGGUCCUGUACUACGUCGAGAAGGAGCUGGCUCAGUUUGAUCCGGCCAGAAGGAUGCGAGGCAGAUAUAACAACACCAUCUCGGAACUCAGCUCCCUGCACGAGGAGGACAGUAAUUUCCGCCAGGCGUACCACCAGAUGAGAAGCAAGCAGUUCCCUGUGUCGGGGGAUUUGGAGAGCAAUCCUGACUACUGGUCAGGUGUCAUGGGAGGCAGCAGUGGGGCAAGCCGGGGACCCUCAGCCAUGGAGUAUAACAAAGAGGAUCGGGAGAGCUUCAGGCACAGCCAGCAGCGCUCCAAGUCCGAGAUGCUGUCCCGGAAGAACUUCGCCGCCGGGGUGCCGGCCGUCUCCAUGGACGAGCUGGCCGCCUUCGCCGACUCGUACGGCGCGCGCUCCCGCCGGGCCGACGGCGACAGCCACGAGGCGCGGGGCGGCGGCCGCUUCGAGCGCUCGGAGACGCACGCCCUCGGGGGCUUCUACCAGGACGACUCGCCCGAGGAGUACUACGGCCCGCGGAGCCGCAGCCGGGAGCCCCUGGGCGACGCGGGCCGCGCCUGGGCCCCCGGCACCCCGCGCCGGCGGCCCGACGACGCGCCCCUGCCGCGCCUGGUGAGCCGGACGCCGGGCACCGCGCCCAAGUACGAGCACGCGCCCCGCGCCGGCGGCCUGGAGCGCCAGGCGCGGCCCGAGGGCGCCAGCCGCGGCGGCAGCCUCGAGACGCCGUCCCGGCUGAGCGCGCAGCUCGGCCGUCGCAGCGCCUCCUACUACGCCUGGUCGCCGCCCGGCACCUACAAGGCGGCCUCGCCGCAGGGCGACGACGACGACUCGGCCGACGACGACGACGACGACGCGCUGCCGCCCUACAGCGAGCGCGAGCUGAGCCGAGGCCCGUCCUACCGCGGCCGCGACCUGCCCUACCACGGCAACUCGGAGAAGAAGCGGAAGAAGGAGCCCACCAAGAAAACUAGUGACUUCCCAACCAGGAUGUCCCUUGUGGUCUGAUGUUUGUUUUCAAGCCGUCUCUCUGGGUGACUAGAAAUCAGAAGCGGACUAUGGAGACAAGACACAAAUCCAAGAGCCAGCAGGCCCGGGACCUUCUCUGGGCACCACCUUGGAAGAUUUGACCUUUGCUUUGGCAAGGGAUGGGGGGGGCGGCCUUUAAGGGGGGGGGGGCUGAUUCCAAACUUCAGCGUACAUCUAACUGGUGUGAGAAACAAGAUGACUACGUUGUGAGAACAUUCCACGCACGGAGUGUCUCAUCCACUGAGUUCAUCCUGCCUGAUGUUUUUCCUUAGCCAAACCGGGAUUCCUUUUCCAAUUCUUAAAGGGAGUUAGCUCUGGACCACCGAUCCCUGGAAAAUGCCUCCGCCUACGGUAUGUUCUUCUAUACUUCCUGUGCUGUGCUUAGAGACAGAAGAACUUAUUACUACCAUUAGAAGAAGGCCUGAUACUGACAACAGAAGAUAGCUUUAGGCAAAGUAUACCUUUUACCCCCGUCUCCCAGUCACUAGUCAGUGACUAUUGUCACGCUAAAAUCAGAGGGCCUUUGGUGAGCUCAGUGACAGUGACCUGCUGGACGAUCACAGAAAUGACUUCAACUUGCCGUUCCGAAUGACAUGCCUUGAGUGGCUGCAACAAAACAAAAGAGUAUACGUUUUUGAAGAGCUGUGCAAGUGGUAUUUCUUUCUCCACUCUGAGAACAUAAACUGCUUUUUCUCCUUCUGCUGUGCACAGUGACAUCUGAGUCUCGGACAUUAAGGGCUCUCCUCACCCUCCUUCUCCGGGACUUUUCACAUGGCGGUGCCACCCACAGAGCCCCACCUCCCUCUGCACCCUGAUUAACUUGUCAUCAGGUGCCUUUUGAUAAACGCUUAAAAUACACACAUGAAAGGGAAGGGGAAGAAAAAGGACAAAGCAGUAAGUAGAGAAGAAUGAAAAAGAAUUUAAGAGGAAAAGAAUAUACGAUCUCAUUAUGUUUUGAAUGUGGGCCAUUUCCCCCACAGAUUCCACUUGAUCUUCUCUGGUUUUGUACUUCAUUUCCCGUGAGUUGUUUCUGCCAUCCCAGCCCUGCCCUUCCAGGACACCGGAGAUGGUGGAGUGUGCAACUCUUCGCCUCAUCAGAUUGCUGCUCUAGAUGCUUUGGGAAACAAGUGAUCUGGCUCUCUCAGGAAGCAACGCUUCCUAUUCCCACCCUUGCCUAAAUGACAGAUUUUGCCUAAAUCCCAAAGCUAGAUAUCUCUGGAUGUUGUAAUUUGUGUAGAUUGCAAAAAAACAAAAAAAAACCCGGCCAUAAAUUCUUCCCUUCUCAUCAAGAGGUGCGGCCUGUUUCUCUACCCCUUACAUCUGGGAUUGGCCAUGUGAUUUGAUUUGGCUGGUGGCCCAAAACAAAUGUAACACAAGCAGAGACUUGGAAAAAUUUUUGUGCAUGGGGCCUGUUUUCUCCUGCUACUCUUGGAAACCCUGCAGUUGCCACUAGGUGCACAAGCCUGGGCUGUCCUGCUGCAUGAUGAGAAAAAAAGGCCCGGUCCCCCUGCCACCCUGACAGCCCAUCAAGUCUCAGCUGAUCGCAAACACCGGCGUGAGCCAGCUUCGACCAACAGAAGAACUGCCUCGCUGAGCCCAGCCCAAGUUGCUGAUUCCUGCUCAAGGCUGAGAAGUUGGUGCACCUGUUACGUGUUCCCUUCUCUUCGAGGAAAAGCUAUUUCUUCUUGUCUGGAUGUUCUUCAUCCCUGACUCCAUCUCACCUAGGUGUCUCACAGUCUCCACUUUCUUUGGCAAACGUUUGUCAAAGCUUUUCACCCCGCACCCCACACCAUUGUGGUGGGACACACGGUUGGGUCAAAUCCCCGGAGGACAAUGAUGCCUGGCCUCCCAGCAGUGGUAAAUCUUUUUAUCUUUGAAUCCCCGGGCAACCUACGAAGGUUUCUUCUUCAGCAACUCCUUGGUCUUCUCCAGAGCCACCUGAUUGGAGCUGGGCCCUAUUCUCAGAGUACCAUUCCACUGGUAUCCAUUUACUUCGUGACGUGUCCAAAACAGUCCUGCGUGUGCAGUGAAAUAAAGAAGUGGCUGGUGGUGAGGGUCAGAGGAUGAGUUGAUAUCACUGCUUGGAGGAGAACUGGCCCACCAAGCGACUUUGCAGUGGCUUCGGCCUGUCUGAGAGGAACCAGGGACGGUUCAGCCCAGCGCUGGCACUUCCAAGGGUGGGGGACACAAGCCAUAACCCUGGUGCUGAGUUUUAGACUUGCUGGUGUGUCCCUGGCCUCUAAGAGCCUAGGUCUAGUCUGUUUGUUUUGGCCCCAGUUCAGACGGAGAAGAUGAUUACACAUCAUCAUUUCUUAGUCACCAGCUUUGGAUUUCAACUUGCUCAGGCAAUUCUAGAGAAUAUUGGGUAGCUGUAGUAGCUAUUAUCUCUUUAUACUGAGCACUGUGUCAGGCUUCUCUCCACCAAAGAGCCCCAUAGCACCAGCUGCAGAGACCAAACAUAUUGCUUUUGUUAGCCGAGGGCAUGUAUGAUUUUGGUGAAGGUUAGGGGAGUCGUGGAAAAGAAUUAUUAAAAUUGGAAACCUGCAGUUCCAAAGACGACAAAACUACAGACAGACAACACAAUAAAAAACACAAAGAUGACAGGCUACUGAAAUAACCUGGGGAGAUAGGACCAGGUUGUCCCCUGUAGGGCUGCAUAAACCACUGAAAUUUCCAGGCCUUCGGCCAGGAGAGAACACCUGUUUCUGGGUAUGGGGACGCAGACUGGGUUGACUGCACAAGUGAAAGUAAAGCUGGCCAUCCUCGGCACCCCGGCUUUUCUCAGUGGGUCCUUUUGUUUCUUCCCUGAAUAGUGUUUCCCACGUAGGACGGACUUAACGCGUAUUAGCUUCCUUCCUAGGUUCCAUUGGGUACAAAAUAAGUCUUGUGGAAGACAUGGUCUCUGUCCACUGGGACCCUGCAAUUGAACAGGCGAAAUAAGACAUGCCCAAGAAAGAAUUAGGAGAUUUUAUGCAUAUAAUGUGAAAUAUUGCUAUGGAUAAAUUAUAACAAACCCAGAGAAUUAAAGUUUUUAAAUUUAAAUGGGUAUAUUUUGAUAUUUAAAUGUUGUGUGUGUGUGUGUGUGUGUGUGUGUCCAUCCUUUGUAUUUAAAGAUAUGCUCAGUGUCCUGAAAAGCCAGUGUUAAAAAAGUCUGACUGCAAGAGGUGAAUUCGGAUGGGGGAGGGGGGAGUACAAGGCCCAGGGCCCAGUGGGUUGAUGGAGGAGCUGCUGUGUUUGCCUGUGAGUCACAGCUGAGUCAGGGAUGUGUUAGAUAAGGGGGCGUGGAUGCAGGUGGCAGGAGGUAUCCCCCAGGACUGCUUCUUUAGGUCCUGCGUAGACUCACCAGGAAGCCCGGGACACUUUGGUGGCCCCGGUGGUACAUGUCAGCUGUCCUGCCCAGGCGUGCUCCCGGGGGAGCUCUGCGUCUACUUAUCCAGGGGCUCCAUUCCGCAGCCGUGAGUGUUGCCACCGUCACCCGCACGGAGCAAGUCUGGCGGAGAUAAUGGGCCUCUCCUCUCCCUUCCCGAGACCGUCCCUCUGCCCCUGGCACAGGACUGUGCAGAGUGGGGGCGGGAAGAGGCAGCCACUGGAGCCCGAGGCGCUCCGUGCUGAAAACAGCCACGUCGGUAAAUAGUUCUAAAUAGUCUGAAAGACUUCACGUAGGCAAUCUGAUUAGACGUCAGGCAGCCUUUUCGGGAGGCUGAAGUCACAGACACUGCUGUAAUCCAGCCCCCCCUUUUCUUUGUGGCCGGAGAAACGAACCGUCACUGCCAUUAGUGAAAUCACAAAUCUGAUUUAGCCUUUAGACUCCAAGCCGUUGCUGCUGGGUCAGUGUUUCCCCAAAUUGCCUAACCAUACAAAUUACUUGAUUGCUGUUAAACAUGUAGUGUUGGGCCCUGUCUUGGAGAUUUAUUGGGUGGGUCUGCAGCGAGGACUUGUUCUUUUAACGUACGUUUCAGAAGAGUCCUGUGAUCAGAUGCGUUUGGAAAAUGCACUAGAUCGUAACUAAGGUGCACCCCAGUCUCGAGGCCUCCUUGGGCUUUGAAAUUUUUGUUUAAACAUCUUGGGGGGGGGUGUCCCUUCUACUCCCUUGGGGCUGGCAGUGGUGAAGCACCCAGCAAUCUGGCUGCCACGGUGGUAACUGACUCGCCAGGGUCCAGGGGUAGGAGAACUGUCUGAGGCAGAGAGAAAGGAAAGCUAGGAGCACUCCCAAGAACCUGUUCUAGAUGUUUCUAAUCCUGAAAAAGUGAUCUGUUGUGACAAUCCCAGAUCUGACAAGAAUUACAGGUAAUUUUCUCAUUCCCUUGAUGUCAUUCCGAGCAAAACUUAGAUCGUGAAUAGAAAGGAAACAGACCAUUGGGAAACGGCAAAUCAUUUUAUGAAGCAAAUUGCCAGCCUGGCUGUGGUCAACACCCACUGCCACCUUAAGGCCCAAAGUGGGAUGGAUGGGCAAGAAUAACAAAAUCUACAUUAUAUACCCUUCCAACGUCAGAUUUAGAUGAUGCUAGAAUCUUGCAAGAGUUGAAACUGAUUUAUAGGAUGUAGAGAUCCAAAUUCACCAAAAUAGGGCCUCAGGUACUUAAAGUCCUAGAGAAAAAAAGUGCCUAGUUUUGUGUGUGUGUGUGUGUGUGUGUGUGUGUGUGUGUGUUUUCCUGCCAGGAUCCUACCUCCUAGUCACCUGGGAAGCUGAUCCACAGAGCUUGAAGUGAGGGGCUUUUGCCACCAGAGUGGAACAGAGAUAAUGCUGAGCUGCUUUAAGCGGCAGCCUGAGUUUUGGCAUUGCCUGAGGGAGAUAAGAAGGUUAAUAGUAAUAGUAUUUGUGUUAUUUUUGUGGCGUAUUACUGUUUACAGAGCACUUUCACAUGCAUUCUAUCCUUUGAUCCUUACGACACCCUCCUGCCUUGGAGGGAGGGAGGGUGGAUGUCGUGACCUCAUCAAACAGAAUGUAAAGCCGAGGUUGAGAAAAACUAAGUGAUUUGCCUAUAGUCCAAAGGCUUUUAAAGUCAUAGAGCCAGGCCCUCUGUCUUGGAUUCUUCCCGGGCAAUUCCUACAACACCUGCAGGACGGGGAUCCGGCUGGUUUGCACCCGGUGCAGAGUCCCGGACCCCGUGCCCACCCACACGCCGCCGGUGGGGCAAGGCUGCGAAGCCGGCCCCUGGGGCUGCCCCUCACUGCCCCGCGUCGCCCCUCAAAUGUGGCUCUGCAUGGAGCCAGCCUCCCUCCACGAUGGUUUCUUUUUCAUCAGCCGUGCUGUCGGGGGUGGGGGGUGGGGGGAAAGGACGUGACAAAAAAGGCACUUGAGAUUUCAGAACCCUUCCUGAAGAGGAAUUUCUGAGCCAAACUAGAAAUUGAUCUAGACUCAGAAUUCUGGGGCCUGGGGGCAACCUGCUUAGGCGCGAAGUAUCUGGCACCGUCACUGUAUCUCGGGGAUUUUAGGUGGCACUAAGAGGGACUAGAGGUAGGAGACGAUGCAGCUGUUUAGUUAGAAGUUUUGUCAGGGUUUCUCGCUGGGGCUGGACACGCGCCCAUGUGGUCCGGCCCCUCUCUUCUGGGAAAGCGAAAAGAGGCACGAAUAACUUCGCUCUUACCUUGGCUGUAAAGGCAAAGCCACUUUAUUAACAAAGGCAUUAGACAGUACCCGGCGAGAGUUUCCCUUGUGGGACCGCGCAAGAGGAAUCGAAGGAACGACAGGGCCGAGGGGUCCGAAAUCUGUUUCAUGGGAGUCACGUGCCCGGCUAUUUUGUGCCUUGUCUGUGGCAUCAAAACUAAACUGUUGUUGUAUCGCUGUUGCCCGUGAUUUUUUUUUUUUCGGUGUCAAACAUACAAAGUGACUUUGGUUGUAAUGUUUUAAUCUAAAUAAAGUGUUUCACCUA